GACGGACUGGAAAGAAGGAUCUCUCAGUGCACAUUAACCACGUCGUUCUAUACUAACAACUUUAACUAACGUCUACCUUCCUUUUCUACCUUCCUUGUCCAAUCAUAACUGAAGCGGUUAAUAAUUGCUCCCUAACUUCCUUCGUUUGCUGGUCCAGCCGUCCUCCUCUGCAACAGCUGUGAAAUUCAAGAAGGCGUGAUAAGUCUUCGAUAUAUGUCCUCCUCCACGGCAGUUGAAGAACUUAAAUGUGCUUCAAAACACUCCAAAACGUUUAAAUUUUCAAUACAAACGAUUAAUGUAGCAGCAGCAGCUGUUGUUAAACCUAAAUCUAGUGGUAUCAGUUUUUAAUGUCAGGCCAGAGUUCUCUCCAAUGUAGGUGAAGCAAUAAAUAGAAGCUGAAACAGUCUUUUUGUUUGCUUGAUGGAUUCUCAUCCAAAUGAAUCAAAAGCAUCAAGCAGGAUCGAUGACCGCCUAACCAGUGAUGUUGUGGUAAGGCUUAGAACACAGGAUCGUGAUCACCGGGUUUAUUGCCAUUCUCACAUCCUUGUCCGACAAAGCAAGUAUUUUGCUGAACGGUUAUCUGACACCUGGCCUGAGUGUCAAAUUCUUGACUCCCGCAACUGUGUUGAGGUUCACUGUGAAGAAAAUGACUUCGACCACACACUCCACAUCCUUCGUCUCUUGUAUCUCAGUUCAGAUUCUUCGGUGAAUGCUGAUUUUUUCCAUGAUGUUAGGACUGCCCUCGACAUUUUACAGGCAGCCUUCAAGCUCGGCUGCCCGGAAGUUGUUACUGCAUGUGCAGAAUAUCUGGAAGCUGUCCCAUGGGAGGAAGAUGAGGAAGAGGAUAUCCUAAAAGUAAUUCCAAACAUGGGACCUGAAGUGGGACCUGUACUUGCCCGUGUACAACCUGUCAUUCCCUCUGUGAUGAUAAAACUAUUUCUCUCAGCAAUGCAAUUCGCCACCUCCUCACCUCCAGAUUCUUUGAAUGAUAUAAAAAGAACAGCUCAAGAACAGCUCGAUGACAUGUUGACUAAAGACAACAAUGGCCCUCUAUUAACAGCUGAUAAUAAUGAGAUCAAACUAGAAGUGGUGCAAUGCAUUAAGAGACUCCACGAUAGGUUAAGCGAACUAGUAGAAUCUUUACAGUGUGAUUCUGAGGACAGCAAAAUGCUAGUAUCAUUUAAAUGGUGUUUAUCAGAUUUGUCCUGGGCGUUUCAGAUAUUAUCAAAGAUGGAGAUUUUGAGAGAUUUUGUUCACAGAUGGAUGCAGAUAUCGUUCAAAAUAUUAAAAGUGGUACAGAAGUUGAGCAUAGAAAAGGAGACCAUUUUGAUAAGAGUGAUGGUUCUUGAUGUGGCAGCAAUGGUGUUAGAUGCCAUAGCAUAUGGAAAGGUCGUUCUGCCUGCAACGGAACGGCUUCACAUGACAAAGGUUUGGCUUCCAUUUGUCAGGGAAAUGAGAUCUUUGAUUGACACGUUGAGUUACAAUGAGAUCCGUAUAAUUGAUGAUGAGAUGUGGAUGUUAUUGGAGUCAGUAUUUGUUUCAUUGAUACUUACAUUGCCCUCUGCUGAUCAAGCAGAGAUCUUGACAGAGUGGUGGAGAAAACCAACGUAUCCAGACCUUUCCGAGGCCUUUGAAACAUGGUGUUAUAGAUCCAAGGUUGCUAGGCGAAAGAGGUAAAUGCUUGCAGGAGAUGGUGAUAGUACAUCAAUGGAAGUCUUGGGUGGUGGAAGGGGUUUGGUCCGACUCAGGUUUUUAAGAACUUGAAACUUUCCACAAUACUUCGUAUUUCAGAACAAGGUUCUGUAAAUAAACGUCACUACUAUUGGUCUGGGCCGGGCUUUAGCAGUUUCGGUUUUGCAAUUUAUACAUGUUAAAUCUGUUUACGAACUAACCAAACAUAUCAACAAGUAGUCCAAAUAACUUGGACAAUGAGAUACUUUUGUUCUUCCCAACAAAAUGAAAGCCGAUAAAUCAUCAACAAAUUCAAAAUUGACAAACAAAAU
Molecule: messenger RNA, 2003 nt
Organism: Cuscuta europaea
Lineage: Eukaryota; Viridiplantae; Streptophyta; Magnoliopsida; Solanales; Convolvulaceae
Source: the annotation of a GenBank genome assembly